Molecule: messenger RNA, 1300 nt
Organism: Neurospora tetrasperma FGSC 2508
Lineage: Eukaryota; Fungi; Ascomycota; Sordariomycetes; Sordariales; Sordariaceae
Exons: 2
Coding region: 1-1209 (402 amino acids)
Source: RefSeq, a predicted model, not a curated record
AUGUUUGGCAGGGCAGUCCAAGCAAAGGCCGCCGAGGCCAACAACAACAAUAACAAGUCGAAGCCCGGUGCUUCGUCAAUAACCAAAAACGCUUCCCUGAAGCAGCAACUCUUUCCUUCUAGCAGUCCCGCACGCGCCCCCUCAGUCGGCUCCCAGUCUAGGACAUCAUCCGUCGCCGACAUGUUCAAGAAACCUGGGUUCGGUGGUACCUCUAGCGGUGCCAUUUCCGCCAGUUCAAGACCUUCAGCGACUACCGACCCGUUGACGACUCGACCCGCGAAUAGUGCUCCGCGACCGCCUCCCAACUACGGCAGCAGUGGCGGUGGCAGAGCGUUUGCGUCGCUCUACAACGCUUCUGACUCCUUCAAUGAUACCCCAGAUGUGAUCGACCUUUCCAUGCAAUCAACAAGGCGACCUCAGCAUGAUUUAACGUCGUCGGUAUACAUUGAGGAUGACGAUUUCAGCGAUGACGAGAACCUCGAUUUGGACUUCGAAGCCCCAUCCGCCUUGCCAGUCCUCCCAACUGGGCGAAUAAGCCUCGAACAACAUCGGGAGUUGCAAAAGCAACAGGAGGAGGAAGUGAAGGAAUCUCGGUUCCGCGAGCCCCGCCCAGGGACUCACACCAGUGUUCUUUCUUGGUCGGAGUCUUCGCCAUCCCAUCUUCAACCCCCCAAGCCCGAGCUGAAUCCCCCUCCCAAUACCAACAGGAAACGCGACCGCCUGCAAGACGACGACUUCGAUUUCGAACCGCCCGCCGCUGUAAAGAAACCAAAGCGCGAACUACCUUGGACGAUGGAACCGGAAUCAAAGGAGGAGGAGUGGAAACAUGCCGAAAAAUACUCACAGGAGAAGAGCGGAUAUGCUCCCACGCCGGAAUCGAAGCCCAAGGGGUCCAUGCUAUGGAACACUACGGCAAGCGCGGUCAAGGAACAGAAGAAGCAGCUCAAAGACAGGCAAAAGUCUUCCUCGGUCGCUCCCAAGACGGAAAUACCCAUGGACGAAAUCAAGAAGGUCGUUUCGUCCCAUCUUAACAAGGCGUCAGCCAUUACAUUGAGCGGCGAGCAGCUUCACGUGAAGAGCUUGGUGUCCAUCACCAAGUUUGCGUACAAGACUCCAUCUGUCGCCCAGGCUAUUACGAAGCAGCAGCAGCAGAGAAGAGAGGUGAUUGACAUUGAGGACGAAGAGGAGAGGAUGGCAGGAUAUGGUUGAUGGUCGACUUUAGCGAAUAAGGUUAAUAAAACAAGGUGGAAGGGACAUGAUUACGGCAGCAUCAGGCGGUGUUAUGGUUGAGUUGACUGUU